Messenger RNA from Alligator sinensis (Chinese alligator), 3733 nucleotides. RefSeq names its product T cell activation RhoGTPase activating protein (gene TAGAP). The transcript has 12 exons. Bases 421 to 2553 code for a protein of 710 amino acids. Gene Ontology annotation, biological process: signal transduction; regulation of Rho protein signal transduction. The record is from RefSeq and is a predicted model, not a curated record. Lineage: Eukaryota; Metazoa; Chordata; Crocodylia; Alligatoridae. Gene Ontology annotation, molecular function: GTPase activator activity.
CCCAUCGAGCAAUGUCCUUUUGUGCUGGGCCUAACAAGUGAAGAUUCAGAGCUGAUUCUGAAUGAGUGUGUACAGCUGACACAAAGCCUGAAGACAACGGAGAAACACCUAUUCCUCUUCAGUGAUUCACUUAUUAUUGCCAAGUUCAAAUCAGGCACAAGCUUCAGACUAAAGCACAGGCUGAACCUCUGUGACUUGUGGGUGGUAUACAGUGAGGAGGAGGAGGAGGAAGAAGAGGAGGCAGCCCGUGAAUUCAGUGUCAACUUGAAGACUUCCAUCAUCCUCAUCUGGCCCACCAGUGUCUGCAUCGCCUCCUUCCGUUCACUUGAGGUGAAAGAACUCUGGCUGGAUACAAUCCUCUGGCAAACACAAGAAGCCAAAGGAACGAGAAUCAGUAAAGUUCCUUCAGCUAAAUUCCUAAUGAAGGUGUUAAGCAGUUGCAAUGCAUCAAAAACACUAAAUGUCAGUACCAUGGAGGCUUUGAUUGAGUGCAGAUCAGAGGCUGACAUCAAGAAAUGCCAGCUUUUGGUACCAUAUGAAAGUGAAGAUGGGCUUUGCCAUCUGAUUGAUAGUAAUAAGAAAAGAAAGAAGGUUAUAUCAUGGCCCUCCAUGCUGAGAUGGAGCUCCAGCAUAUCAGAAUCCUCCGAAUCAACAGAAUCUGACCUAAAGAUUUCUUUGUUUGGUCAGCCUCUGGCAAUCAUCUGUGGUGAGAAUGACACACUCCCUAAACCAAUUCAGGAUAUUCUUAAUAUACUAUACCUUAAAGGAUGUUUCACUGAAGGAAUAUUCAGAAAAGCUGCCAAUGAAAAAGCACGCAAGGAGUUAAAGGAAGAACUGAAUUCAGGUGUAGAAGUUGCCUUGGAAAGCAAAACUGUGCAUCUAUUAGCAGUGGUUCUUAAGGAUUUCCUCCGAAAUAUUCCACAUAAUCUGCUGUCAUCUGAACUUUAUGAUGAGUGGAUGACAGCCUUAGAGAAGCUGAGCCAUGAGGAUAAAAUUGAAGGAGUAAAAGAGGUGGCAGACAAACUACCAAGGCCAAAUCUCUUCUUACUCAAGCAUUUGGUCCUGGUACUUCAUCGCAUCAGCCAACACUCUAAGGUCAACAAGAUGGAUGCCAGCAAUCUUGCUAUUUGCAUUGGUCCCAACAUGCUGAAUCCACAACGUAACAGUACCCUACCACUGGAAGUCCAGAAAGAGAUGAAUGACAAGGUGAAGGCAUUGGUGGAAUUCCUCAUUGAUAACUGCUUUGAAAUAUUUGGAAAUGAAAUAUCUUCACUCCUCAGUCUAUCACCCGAUGAUUCACUGGAAUGCACAGACAGCUCUACAGAACUAAUAUCUACAACUCAGCAAAAUGACUCUGCUUAUGACAGCCCAGAUCCCGAGGUUGAAUGUCAUUCUAGCACCUCCCAGCUUGACCUGCUCCAGCAGACCGAAGGGAGCACAGGAAGCUUGAGUAGCAGAGAGCUACAGUGCCAUCGACCACGGGGCCUACUCCCCUCUGCCUUUUCCAUUGUCCCUUUUAAAAAGCUCAUCAGCUCAAUGGACAGACGAUUCUCAGAGCCAGACAUGCCCUUUGAAGACUGGCCCGAAGGCAGGAUAAGGAGCCAGAAGCUGACUAAAAGCGAGGACAGCUUCACCACCCAAGAGGAACAGCUGGUAUUUCAGGAACCAGAACUUGAAAAGCAACUGCCAGGACAUGUUUUUCCUGGAGGCCAGUAUAGGAAUAAAAAGCCACUAAAUCUAAAAGUGAAAACCAACUUGCCAUCAGACUCUCUACCCAAAACAUCUUCCAGUGGUUCGCUGGAUAGCUCCUUAUCCAGUUCUGACUGUUCUGUCUUUACUAGCUCACCAUUAGCUUCUCCUGCCAGCCCCAAGAGAAACAUCUUAAAUAGACCCCAGUCCUUUUCCACAAAGACUGCAGAGGAAAGCAGUACACCCAACCGAGAGAUCAAAAAACAUUCCAUGUCAUUCUCUUUUGCAACCCGCAAGAGAGACAGCUUCAAGAAGGACUCCAAGAAGGAAAAACAGUUUUCAUGCAGAAGAGUCCAAGAAAACUGUAUUGAUGAUGACAAACCAUUGCCUGCACAGCAUCAACAGAGGUCACAUUUCAGGUCAGCUGAUGAGGUAUUUAGAGAAGUGGACCAGAAGAAUCCUGGCAAACCCCCAUCUUAUGAAGAGGCAACUAAAAACUGCCUGGCAGCUAAAGUUCCUCCAUAUAGUAGCUUAACGGUUCAAACCAUGAGAUCAAGUAUGUCAGAUAAAGAUUCUUUAACAUCUCAUCCACGUCUCAACUAUAAGGAGGAUACAACAGAUCAGAAGGACCUACUCAGUGACAGACUUUCUAUGGUAAAGGAUUUUCAGGCACAAACUGAAACCAUUGACAUUGCUGUUGGGAUCAAUGCCCGGGCAAGUUUACCUGUAACCCCUCGAGUUUAUCGUCUAAGAGCCAUGUCUGAAUCCUAUCAAAAGAACAAACAAGAAUAUCUGAUUCGACGGUGCAGCCAGCCCAUCUUUGAUGUUGACCAGAUCCAGUAUGCUAAGGAAUCCUAUGUUUAGAUAGUCUGUUCAUUUGCAACACCACAGACUAGUAAACAUUGUAAAAAUGGAUAGCUUGCUCAUCAUCCAUAACACUUUAAAAGGGCCAGGAAUAAGCUAGCUUGGCAGGAAUACUUAUUUUGUGUAAAGCUUUCCUGAAGCAAGCGUCUGCCCAACAUUAGCAUGUUCUCUUAGUAUAUUAUAAUAUAGUAUAUUAUAAUAUAGAAAAAAUUGUAUAUGUUGUACAUAAUAUAUUGGGCUGAAAAUCUAUGCAAGAGUUGUGUGAUAAACAGUGUUGUAGUUCUAUACUUAAAGGUACAUGUUCAAAGCUGGGAGGCUCAAAACUUAUCCCAGCUUCCUUUUCUCUUAUUUAGGUAUAUAGGCUCCAUGUGGUCACUUCAUAAAUUUGUUUCCUUCUAACUCAAUGCUUCGCUAAUUGUUACUCUUUUUUUUUUUUUUAAAUGUCUUUAAAGGCUGACAGUUCAUCAGGAUUGGAGAUGUUAGAGAUGGAAAUGAGUUCUUCUAUCAUUCAGUCCUUUCCCACCCUCUGCUAAAUGCAGUACUGCUCCUUAUGUCCAGAAAUCCUCUUGGGUUUCAGUGCCGCAAAGUGAUAGGGUUUCCCCCACUUUCCUGGGGCAACUGUUUCCAGGUCUCUCAGACCGUGCUGUUAGAAAGUUGUCCUUUCUCAUCAGGAAGCAUUUUCUUGAUUUGUUCCCUCAACAAUAAUUCUCCCUCUUUGUUGGUUAUCAUAGUUGCCUUAUCACUUACCAUUAUGUAACUUCAGUCAGGGCCAUGUGAAUGUUGUUAAGUCCCUACAUAAGGAAAAAAGGAUUCCUGCCCUGAAGCCUUGACCACCUAAAUAGACAAAGCAGAGGGUGGAAGAAAAGAAGGAAUAUUUUCUCCAUUUUAGAGUUCCUGAAUAAUUAAAUUUAAAAUGUUGUACAUCAACUUCUCUGACUCAAGCCUUGUUAUAACCUCCUGUAGGGUUUAAUUAUAAAAAACCCAUCUUGGCAGUGUCCUUUUAACUUUAUAAAUAUAAAAAUGACUGGAAGUGUAGUCUGUUGUUAUAUGUAUCAACUUCUAUUUUGAUAGCACUUAACUCUGAUCUCUGGUUAAGAGUAAUCUUGAACUAUGAGAUGAACAACUUUUUCUAGUUUUAUUCCAGCAUGAUUUCACUACAAUAAAGCACUUUUCUGCAUGA